Molecule: messenger RNA, 812 nt
Organism: Octopus sinensis (East Asian common octopus)
Lineage: Eukaryota; Metazoa; Mollusca; Cephalopoda; Octopoda; Octopodidae
Product: tubulin polymerization-promoting protein family member 2-like
Exons: 1
Coding region: 122-658 (178 amino acids)
Biological process (GO): microtubule bundle formation; positive regulation of protein polymerization; microtubule polymerization
Cellular component (GO): microtubule
Molecular function (GO): tubulin binding
Source: RefSeq, a predicted model, not a curated record
CAUCAAUAGAAACAUUUGUUUGUAAAAGCAAGCCCUGUUCUCACUUUUAGAACAGAAAGAAAAAGUCAGCGUAACGAUAUAGACGCAGUGACAUUCGGAGCUCAUUUACUUUACUUCUAAAAUGUCGGAAUUAGAUGAGGUUUUUCGAGCGUUCACUAAGCUUGCAGGUGCAAAGACUCCUGAAGAUGAAAAACAAAUGAAUUCUAAAGCUUGUGCAAAAAUGGUGAAAGACUGUCUACCAAAAGAAGUUGUAACAAUUGCAGAUGCCUCUAUAUUCCCAAAAUACAAAGAGAAAGGUAAACAGUUCCUCCUUAUAAAUAACUUCCACCUAUUUAUACGUGGUUGUGCACAUGAAUAUGCCAAGAACAAGUCAAAAAAUCCCAAACUGCCAGAAGGGGACCCGCAGGUGGACAAAUAUUACGAAGACUUUGUCGAAAUGCUAAAAAAAGGGAGACCAAACGUCAAAGAAGUAAAAAUAUCAAAAACUGGCAAUGUCGCCGGUCUUACGGAUGUGGCUGGUUACACUGGAACACACAAAGAGCGUUUUGAUGAGGAAGGCAAAGGCAAGGGAAUGACUGGCCGAAAAGAGAUGGUAGACAACAGUGGUUACGUGGGUGCCUAUAAAGGCGAAGGGACGUAUGAUAAAGUAAAAGCAUGAUUGCGUCGUAGAGUUGACGGCGAUCAACAUAAUCAAUGAUCAUAGAAAAUGUUUUUCUUGCGUCUAAAUCGCUGACAUUUUAAUAUUUUCCGUAAGUUGAUGCAUCUAUCAAGGAAAUUAUAGAAAAAUACAAGCUAGAAGGCUAUGUUUCUAA